UAUACGUUUUUGUUCACUUGUGGCGCAAACCUUUUUGUUGAUGUUUGGAAUGUUCACAUUUUACUUCUACUGUUUGAUACGUUAGCCUAAUAUUGUGUUACUGUGCUGCCCGUGAAACAACGGUGAAAAUGAAAGGGGAUCUCUCAAGAACGAAAACAUGACAAUCAUCAGAGACAGCAAAAAGUUCAUUUGAAAAUGUUUUAGUGCUACCAAGUUGCAUUAACACUAACACGCCUCUCAUUCCUGUUCAGAGUGUUGGAAGACAGUACACAGACACUUCUGAUGACAAUUUCCCACAGACUCUUGAAAAGGGGAGGGGUAUAGACUGGGGUGAAAAAAAAAACAUCUGGAAUUUGCAUCAUGGCAGCAGAAUGCAUUGGGCGGUCUGUAAUCCUGCUCUGUCUCUUGGCAGUGGGGCUUGCCUUCUCAGGCAUUUUCAAUGUCUCUGACAAACAGUCGCUUUUCAAUGAGGACAUGGAGCGGGUGAAACCUCUGGCAGGCAACACCACCACAGAGCCCUGGAAGCUCAUGUCCACUGACCUGCAUCCCAGACUCUUCUUUGACCAGGUUGAGCUCAAGUCACUGAAAAAGAAGGUGAGAACAACGCACAAACAUAUUUUCAAAGUGAUUCACAAUGCUGUCGAUGCCAUGCUGUCCAGUCCCGCCAUGUACCUGCCACCUGAAAACCACCAGGAAUUCGGCAGCAGAUGGAACGAGGUCUAUGGGAACAACUUGCCCCCGCUCGCACUCUACUGUCUGCUCUGUCCAGACGACUCCGCAGCCUCACAGUUCCUAGUGAAAUAUAUGGACAGAAUGGCUGAGUACCCAGACUGGAUGGUGACCAGCGCACCCACUGAUGAGGUACCCAUAGCCCACUCUCUCACGGGUUUCGCCACAGCGUACGACUUCAUCUACAUCUACCUGGACACAAAGAGGCGGGUUCAGUACCUGAAGAAGAUCCGUGCUGCUACUCACAAUCUGUAUGAGCUGUCUAAGCAUAGGGGGUGGGGGAAGCAGUUUCUCCAGAACCACCAAACCACCAAUAUCAUGGCUAUCCUCACGGGUGCUCUUGUUGUGGGGGAACACAGUGACCCAGAGACUAUGAUGUGGAAGCAGGUGGUCGUGAACUACAUGGAGAAAACCAUGUUUCUUUUGAACCAUGUGGUAGACGGGUCUUUAGAUGAGGGUGUUGCAUAUGGGAGUUACACUGCAAAAUCAAUCACACAGUACGUUUUCCUUGCGAGGCGGCACUUUCAUAUUGACAACACACAAAACCAUUGGCUGCGGGCACACUUUUGGUUCUACUAUGCCACUCUUCUCCCAGGGUUUCAAAGGACAGUGGGCAUUGCGGACUCUAACUACAAUUGGUUCUAUGGUCCUGAGAGUCAGCUGGUGUUUUUGGACGCUUUUGUCCUCCAGAAUGGCAUGGGGAACUGGCUCGCUCAGCAGGUCCGGAAACACAGACCCAAGGAUGGACCAAUGAUGCAGUCAGCAGCUCAGAGGUGGGCAACUUUACACACAGAGUUCAUUUGGUACGACGGUGAGAAUGACCCUCAACCCCCGCCAGGCUUUGGCAAAGCAAACAUGCACAUCUUCUCAAACUGGGGUGUGGUGACGUACGGGGCCGGGCUGCCCUACAGAGAGGGGAACACAUUUGUCUCCUUCAAGUCUGGGAAACUAGGUGGCAGGGCUGUGUAUGACAUUGUCCAUGCUAAGCCUUACUCCUGGGUCGACGGCUGGACUAAUUUCAACCCAGGCCAUGAGCACCCAGACCAGAACUCCUUCACAUUCGCUCCCAAUGGCCAGGUGUUUAUCUCGGAGGCGCUGUACGGACCCAAGUACAGCCACCUGAACAACGUCCUCGUCUUCUCUCCCUCUCCGACAAGCCAGUGCAAUCAGCCGUGGGAGGGACAGCUGGGCGAGUGUGGGAAAUGGCUCUACUGGGGAGAGAAGGACGUGGGCAGCACCGCGGGAGAGGUGGUGGCCGCGUCCUCUCACCAAGACACCCUGUUCGUCAGCGGGGAGGCCGUGUCGGCCUACUCCUCCGCCAUGAAGCUGAAGAGUGUGUACCGUGCCCUGAUGCUGCUUAACUCUCAAACUCUGCUCGUCCUGGAUCACGUGGAGAAACAGAAGGGCUCACCUUUGGAUGCCCUCAGUGCCUUCUUUCAUAACUUGGACAUAGAUUUGAAGUACGUGCCUCACAGAGUCUUCGAGAAGUACAAUGGUGCGCUGAUGGAUGUGUGGGAUGCACAUUAUAAAAUAUUUUGGCUUGACAGUGAAGGUCUGAGUCCUGUUGCCAGGAUACAAGAGGCCGAACAAGUUGCUGAGUUCAAGAAGCGGUGGACUCAGUUCAUCAAUGUGACUUUUCCCAUGACAAACUCAGUCACCAGAAUAGCAUACCUAAUGCAUGGGCCCUAUGUUAAAGUUUCCAGCCUCAGGUUUAUUGACAACAGCAAACACGGGGUCAGAUUAUCUCUCAAACUGAAUGAUACAGAAACAACAGUGUCAGUUGCAACACACUAUCAAGAUAUCGGUGCCAGAUUUAAUUAUUUAGGUUUUAGUGGCUUUGCUAAAGUAGAAAACAAGCAUCAAAUUAUAUAUUUUGGUCAGGGGAUUCAAACUGCAGUCAGUGACAAUGAAUCAGAUUCUUCUUCUCACACUGGAUUAGUUGUCACUACAGUUGUGGGAUUAAUGUUCUUUAUAGCUUUAGCAUAUUUGAGGAGAAGAAGAACACUAAACAUACCCUUACACUGGCUCAUGCGUUACACUUUAAUUCUCAUCCUCCUCUUCUGGCUCUUUGAGUUUCUUCUUCUUUCCAAUGGCUGUGCACGGUUCAUAUGCGGAACAAAAUCAAACAGGAUCUCAGAGGGUCUCAGAGACUCAGACCCUGUUUCUCUCUCCCCUCAGUUUGUGAGCACCCUGCCAUCCACCAUCAUUACAUCCCUGCCGGGUUCAGGGUCUGAGAUCCUUGAGCAGCUGUUCUCCAACAGCUCUGACUUUGUGUACAUCAGUGUCUCCCCUGCCCAUCUGGAAGUGCCAAGAACAGAGUAUGCGUUUGACACGCUUGUGGAUGCUUGCGAAUGGUCUAAAACGGAUGCCCAGAGUGGGCAAUUCAAAGCAAUCCAGGGCUGGUUUCACUCCGUAGCACUCAAUGUCAGGUUACACCUGCAGAACAUCCAGCUACCUCGCGGAAAUGAGAACCGGCUCAUCAAAAAAACCAAAGGGAAGAACGUUGGCAGGCAGCCACUGGCACAGCAAAGAGGCAGAAAGCAAGGCACCACAAGGCAUUCAGAGUACACCAGAGAGCUGUGGCGCCACGCAGCGACAUACCGCAAUGCCCGGCCCAUGUUGAACCUGGCCAGCGGGGGCUGGUCUCUCAAAGUGCCUUUCAUUCAGGAGGUGAUCGGGCCCUCUUUCCGGGCAAUCUAUGUAGUACGAGACCCACGUGCGUGGAUUUACAUGAUGUUGUACAGCAGUACGCCAAGCCUCUACAGCCGUAAAAAUGUUCAGAAGCACCUUUCUGCACUCUCUCAGCUGGAGGGCAAUGGUGGUGGUGGUGGCGGCAGUGCUGGACAGGUGUGCACAAAGUUCAGCGCUGAGUUCCAGGCUGUGACGCGAUUGCUCUCACAGCCAGAACCAGAGCCUGUGAAACUCCUGGCCCAGGUGUGGCUGGCACACACCACCGCGACUGUCCGGAUCAACCGUGACUUGCCCGCCGACAAUUUCAUGCGAGUGAAGUUUGAGGACAUAGUGCGUUUCCCAGAGGACACCGCAGGGGAGAUACACUCGUUUAUCGGGGUGCCUGUUUCCCCAGCAGCCUUAAACCAGCUCAUAUACAGCACCUCCACCAACCUGUACAGUCUGAUGUACGAGGGUGACAUAUCACCGGCCACCAUCAACACUUGGAAGGACAACAUGAACUACAAUGAUAUAAAAGCCAUUGAGGAUAUGUGUUGGCCUGUUAUGCAGAAAAUGGGUUAUGAGAGAUUCACAAUUUAGGGUUAUCGCAGUUCACAAAUUGUUUAAUGUUCUCUUUUACAAACUGCCUUACACUGCAAUAGGUACUCUGAAUUUAAUGUCAGACAGCAUUAAGGAUGUAGGCUAUACAUCUUUUGCCAUGGUUUGCAAUGGUGUUUCAGAUGCAGCAUUUGUUAUGUACUUGCACUGUUUGUUUACAACUCCUGCACAUGAAUAGUGAAGAGCACAUUGUGUGGCCAGCCAUUUUUGAUCUGGACAUUUAUGACCUUUUUGGCUUUGAUAUUUUAUAUUUGUAUAAAUAAUCUCUUUCAUGAAGGACUUUUUCAGAGUUUUCA
Molecule: messenger RNA, 4313 nt
Organism: Alosa alosa (allis shad)
Lineage: Eukaryota; Metazoa; Chordata; Actinopteri; Clupeiformes; Clupeidae
Gene: dsela
Product: dermatan sulfate epimerase like a
Exons: 1
Coding region: 361-3999 (1212 amino acids)
Molecular function (GO): chondroitin-glucuronate 5-epimerase activity; sulfotransferase activity
Source: RefSeq, a predicted model, not a curated record